UUCUUCGGAUUUAAUGGAGACAGAUUUAUUAUUCAGCCGCAGCCGACGAGCUCCUCCGGAUUUGAUUGAUUUUGUUUACCGGAUUUGAUAAAUCGUGUUUAAGGUAAAUCUAGGUUGCGGACAAACACAGAUUAAGGGAAUGCCUUCCUUCAUAUCUCUUCCUUCAUAGCUCGUCUCUUUCUUCUUAGCUCGUCGCACAAGAGAAUAGUAUAUAGAAGGGAAUUGCUUUCGUCGUCGCUCGCCGCACAGGAGAAGGUUGUUGCUGUCGUCGCUUGUACCCCAUCGCCGGAUUGAUCUCCCUAAAUUUUGGCUGUUGUGGCCUCUGUCGCACGUCGCCUCCAUCCUGAUCAAUUGCAGCCAAAUAGAUAUCUAAUUUGUUCAUUAUAAAGAUUCACCAGAAAGAUCCGACCCAUCUCAGCAAAAAACCCUCGGCUCCUUCUUCCCUGAAUUUCUACGGCACUAAACCUCUUAACAGACCGAAUCAAAUCGACUUUCGUCUGAGGCGGCUGGAGGAGAAGGAGAGGCUGCCGGAGAGUUAUUUCGAAGCAGACCAGGGUGGGAGGAGCAACCAGUUGAACGCAGAUAUGGGUGAUGUUCAUCUCAGAGAAGCUCUCCUGGAUCGCCUCAACUUGCUCGAGAACCGGAUCCACCAGCUGAGCCAGGAACUGGAUGACGGUGGAAGAUCCAGUGGUGGCGACCGCAAUGCCACGGCAGCCGUUACAUGUCCAGCCGAGAAACAGAGGCAGAUGCCAUACAACAGCAGCCGCAGAGAAUCCGGAUCCCCAUUUCGCUCUGGUUCAAGCAAUUAUCAGAGCCAAGUGUCCCAAAAGAAGACAAGGAUUGUACCACUUUGUUUCAAGCACAUCACAAAUAUUAAGCAGAUGACCCGACUCAUAUAUAAUUGUGAUGCCAUACUCCUAUAUUUUUUAUGUGCACAAACAAGUGACAUAGAUUAG
This is a messenger RNA of Phalaenopsis equestris, 956 nucleotides long. RefSeq lists its product as uncharacterized. The transcript has 4 exons. The record is from RefSeq and is a predicted model, not a curated record. Bases 585 to 956 code for a protein of 123 amino acids. Lineage: Eukaryota; Viridiplantae; Streptophyta; Magnoliopsida; Asparagales; Orchidaceae.